Molecule: messenger RNA, 1215 nt
Organism: Bufo bufo (common toad)
Lineage: Eukaryota; Metazoa; Chordata; Amphibia; Anura; Bufonidae
Product: galanin receptor 2b-like
Exons: 3
Coding region: 85-1215 (376 amino acids)
Biological process (GO): G protein-coupled receptor signaling pathway
Cellular component (GO): membrane
Molecular function (GO): G protein-coupled receptor activity
Source: RefSeq, a predicted model, not a curated record
CAAUACACUGGAUCCUGGAGAGAGCAGACCUGAUACCGACCUCUAUAGAAUGUGCAUAACCCCGGGCACAUCCAGCAUCAGUGGAUGGCUCCUCCAGUAGGGUCCAUGUCCGACCACGAGGACUUUGCGGCCCUAGUCGGCAACUGGAAUUCAUCUGACUUCAGCCUUUUUAACCCAGCCAGCGUGGUGGUCCCAGUAAUCUUCUCACUCAUCUUCCUGCUGGGCACGGUGGGCAACAGUCUCGUCCUUGCUGUUCUUUUAAGAAGUGGACAGAGGACGCACAACACCACCAACCUCUUCAUCCUCAACCUCAGCGUGGCAGAUGUCUCCUUCAUCAUCUUCUGCGUGCCCUUCCAGGCCACCAUCUACACCCUGGAAGACUGGGUCUUCGGAGCUUUCAUGUGCAAAGUGGUCCACUUCUUCAUCUACCUAACCAUGUAUGCCAGCAGCUUCACCCUGGCAGCGGUCUCCGUUGACAGAUACUUAGCCAUUCGUUAUCCUCUACGCUCCAGAGAACUGAGGACUCCAUGCAAUGCAGUUGCAACCCUGGCUGUUAUAUGGGGUCUCUCGGUGGUCUUUGCCGGACCGUAUCUGAGCUAUUAUGACCUAAUGGAUUUUGAGACCAGCCACAUUUGCAUGCCAGGGUGGAAGGAAAGGACUAGGAAAAUUAUGGAUACUGGCACCUUCAUAGUAGGAUACGUCAUCCCUGUGCUCAUAGUCAGUCUAUCUUACACCAGGACCAUUAAAUAUCUGUGGACUGCAGUUGAUCCUCUGGAAGACAUGUCGGAGUCUAAGAAAGCUAAAAGAAAAGUGACUAAGAUGAUCAUCAUUGUCACCGUCCUCUUCUGCCUGUGCUGGCUCCCUCACCAUGUGGUGGUCAUGUGUUAUCUCUACGGUGAUUUUCCAUUUAAUCAAGCCACCUAUGCCUUCCGACUGCUAUCUCAUUGCAUGGCCUAUGCCAACUCUUGCCUCAACCCCAUUGUCUAUGCUUUAGUAUCGAAACACUUCCGUAAAGGUUUCCAGAAGGUCUUCAGCUGCCUCUUGAGGAAGAAGGGUCGGAAUAAAGUUCAUGUGGUGAACGCGGCGCAUGCCGAGCCUGGUUUUGACGUAGCAUCGGCGGAAGUGUCGCACGUAAAUGAAGACCAUGGAAAGAGGAACGUGAGACAGGCAGGUGGAAACCACUCUGAUUCCUCCAGACCACUGGGCACACCGUGA